AUGUCGGGUGUCGACGGGGAAAACUUGUGGAACGAGUUCCAGACAGACGGCGACUUCGAUCCUAGUAAUCAGUCAUGGGACUCCUGCUCUCUUUACAAUUUACAGAAUCUGAUGUUGCACAGAAUCGAUGGAGCUGCAGACAAAAGCACCUGGAUAGAGGAUGGACUCUUUAUGUACAGCUACAAUAUUCUUUUUAGGGCCGGCUACUUGUCUCUGUUUGGCAAUACACCACCUGAGUCAGAAGGAAGUGAAGAGAGAUCGAAAGAGAAAGAUAGAGCUGAGUCAGAAGCCUUAUUCUCUGAGUUUCUUAAAUAUGACCAACUCUUCCCUAACCUGGCCUACGGGGUGCUCACACCCAGGCAGAGAUUUGAGGCAAAGAGGCUGAUGAAACUUUUCUGGAAUGUUCUAUCAGUGCAGAAGAUGAGGCUCAAGGACAACAUCAGCCACUGGAUAUGGAAUAUGCAGCAGUUCAAAAAUGAGAAGGGUAUGAAGGAGUCAAUGAUUGACAGGCUCAUGUUUGUGCUUCAUUUUGCCUCUCAGGGCAACACAGGGUCCGCCUCCUUCUGGCUGCUCUUCUUUCUCAUGAAACACCCAGAGGCCAUGGCAGCAGUAAAGGAAGAGGUAGAUAGGGUUGUGAAGGAAUCAGGACACGAAGUCCGACGCGGUGGUCCUUUAGUCGACCUGACCCACGAAAUGCUGAUGAAAACACCCAUCCUGGACAGUGCUCUGGAAGAGAGUCUCCGACUCACUGCUGCACCCCUCCUCACCAGAGCUGUGCUUCAGGAUAUGACUCUCAAAAUGGCAGAUGGUCGUGAAUAUUUCAUUCGUAAAGGUGACAGAAUGGCAAUGUUCCCUUACAGUGCAGUUCAAAUGGACCCAGAGAUCCACCCUGACCCAUGUUCAUUCAAAUAUGACCGCUUUCUCAAUCCAGACGGGAGCAAGAAAACUCAUUUCUACAAGCAGGGGAAGAAGGUGAAGUACUACAACAUGCCCUGGGGUGCUGGGGUCUCAAUGUGUCCUGGGCGUUUCUUCGCCUCCAAUGAAAUGAAGCAGUUUGUUUUCCUCAUGUUGAUCUACUUAGAGUUUGAGCUGAAGAAUCCUGAUGAGAAGAUACCUGAAAUUGACGACGGGAGAUGGGGCUUUGGAUCCAUGCAGCCUGUGAGAAAUGUUCCGUUUCGGUACAGACUCAGAGAUUAAACCAACUUGAUAGGUUUGGGUUUAGCACUUUGUAUGUUACAGCAUGAGUUUAAAUAUGUUCUAAUAUGAACGAUCUUCAUGCAGGUUGUUCAGCAAAAGGUCAACAUUGUGACCUUUUGCAAGGCAUUACGUUUAUCAUCAUAAUGAAAUGAAUGUCAAAAAUGAAUGCUGAAUUUUGAGUACUGAGAGUACUGACUGUAACACAAACACAUUCACUCACUGUUGCCUGAUCACCUGGUAUUGACUUAGCUGCUAAAUAAACUAGAGCUGAAACGAUUAAUCGAUUAUUAAUCGAUUACUAAAUUAAUCGACAACUAUUUUGAUAUUCGAUUCAUCGGUUUGAAGCUUUUUCAUAAUUAAAACAAGAUUUCUGAUUGUUUAAGCUUCUUAAAUAUGAAUAUUUUCUUCAUUUCUUUGCUCUGGAUAACAAAUUAAUCAUUAAAAGUCAAUCAUUUUGGUUUGUGGACAAAA
Molecule: messenger RNA, 1668 nt
Organism: Solea solea (common sole)
Lineage: Eukaryota; Metazoa; Chordata; Actinopteri; Pleuronectiformes; Soleidae
Product: 7-alpha-hydroxycholest-4-en-3-one 12-alpha-hydroxylase-like
Exons: 3
Coding region: 1-1197 (398 amino acids)
Molecular function (GO): sterol 12-alpha-hydroxylase activity; heme binding; iron ion binding
Source: RefSeq, a predicted model, not a curated record